Spirodela intermedia is the source of this 3154-nucleotide messenger RNA. The record is from the annotation of a GenBank genome assembly. Lineage: Eukaryota; Viridiplantae; Streptophyta; Magnoliopsida; Alismatales; Araceae.
AUGGGCUGCAAGUCCUCCAAGGGAGCAUCAGCAUCGCGCCACCACCGUUAUUCUCAGCAGAGCGAUAGGCAUUCUCUCAAUUCAGCGUCUAGCAGAAGCUUGGAUCCUGCUCAUGUAGGGGUAUAUCCCAUGGAUUACCUGAGGAUCUCUCAACGGUUCCAGUCACAUGAGCAGGUACCCUUUUUGCCGUCAUAAUCUUCUCCCCCCCCCCCGUGCAGCUAGUCCGCAGAACCAGGGGGGGCAGAGAAGUUUCAGAAGGACGUCGUCUCCUAUCUCCUUAUUGCCUAGAGAAAACCAAUUGGGUUACUAUGAUUUUUUCUUUCUGAUUUCGAGGAAUUCGAUCUGGUUGCUGAGUUACUAUCCGAUCCUCUGUGUCUCAGGUGAGCGACGCUCUCGCACAAGCCGGGCUCGAAUCUUCGAACAUGAUUCUGGGAGUCGACUUCACGAAGAGCAAUGAGUGGACAGGUUCUCCUGGACACACCUCUCUCUCUCUAUCUCUCUCUCUCCAGGAUGGCUGCUUGGUUGCCAAUUUGGGUAACUCAGCCAGCCCAUAUGAUCAUCAUAAAAAUUCCUCCCUAAGAAUCUUCAUAUCAUCACAAAUAUGAAGAAAUAACGGGGGGUGGAAUCCAUGAUUUGGUGCCAAAAGGGCUCGUAAGUACCUCGUUCUUUCUGGUUUUUUGUGGUUUUGAACGCAGAAUGGUUGAUGAUUUUAGUCCCUUCACUUGCUGGCAAUAGAAAUCUACAACGCUUUCAUCGAGUUUAUUCAUCGAAUUUUGGCUUUGAAGUAUCGGACAGCAUAAGCUACUCCGCCUCCUUUCAUGGCUCUGGGGAUUGCUUACUUACUAAUUGCAGCAGGUUUCUGACUAUCUGCAGGCAAGUUUUCCUUUGGCCGCCGCUGCUUGCACGACCUCAACCAUCCGCCAAACCCGUAUGAGCAGGCGAUAUCCAUCGUCAGGAGGACCCUUUCCUCCUUUGACGAGGACAACCGCAUCCCCUGCUUUGGUUUUGGCGACGGUUAGUUGGGUGACUGCUAUCCCUUUGAACCCAACUAUAGAUCCAAUCUCUCUCUCUCUCUCUCUCUCUCUCUCUCUCUCUCUCUCUCUCUCUCUCUCGCUCUAGAUUCCCUUCAGACUCAUCAGAGCUUGCGUUCUUUGUGUAUUCAGUGUCGACCCAUGAUCAGAGCGUCUUCAGCUUCACCUCAGAUGGCAAGCCAUGCAACGGGUUUGAUGAUGUGCUGCAAUGCUACAGAGAAAUUGCUUCCAAUGCUCAAUUAGCAGGUACCCGCGUGCCCCUUGCAGUGUAUCUUUCCUGUGGUUUUGCCGCUGAACUUAAUGGAGUUCGGCUCUGAGAACAGGCCCGACAUCCUUUGCUCCAAUCAUCGAGGCCGCCAUGGGCGUUGUGGACGAGAGCGGAGGCCAGUACCAUGUUCUUCUGGUUAUCGCUGAUGGGCAGGUCAGAUGCUCUGCCUCCUUGGUCUCCUUGGUUUUUCUCUCCCAUGUAGCUGAUUACAGAAGCAAACUCGGAUGCUCUGUUCUGUGCUGAUGGAUUUUGAUUUGGAUGGGCCGAUGGCUCUCGCAAAGUGGACUUUUUGGAGAUCAUCGUUUUGACCUUGGUGGCUCAAUGCAGGUGACCCAGAGCGUCAACCCUGUACAUGGCCAUCUCAGUGUACAGGAGAUAGCGACCAUCAAUGCCAUUGUGAAAGCUAGGCAAGGAGCAGCGCCUUCUCUAAACCCUCUCUCUCUCUCUCUCUCUCUCUCUCUCUCUCUCUCGCGUACUGAUUAAACGUCUGUCUUUGUUGCAGCGACUACCCUUUGUCGAUAGUGGUGGUGGGCGUCGGGGACGGGCCUUGGGACACGAUGAGGGACUUCAGCGACCGCAUACCGGCCCGGAGAUUCGACAAUUUUCAGGUCAGAUACUCCGCGGUGUUCUAAUUCACGCUGAAAGCGUCUGUUGUCUUAUCAGAGGUGCGUUCUUUGAUGAACAGUUUGUCAAUUUCACGGAGAUCAUGGCCCGGGACUUGCCGCAGAAAAGGAAGGAGGCGGAAUUCGUGCUGGCGGCUCUCAGGAAGGUCCCCUCCCAGUACCGGGCGACUGUAGAUCUUCAGCUUCUGGGGUAAUGAAGGCUUCAGAGGCCCGAAUAUCUGCUCUUUCCUGAAUUAGCACUUGAGGGAACAUGGAGCUGAUUCUGCUCAGGACUUCUCCUGGAUCUAAUGCAGUUGCAGAAAAGGGUUUUCGAAGAGAAAAUGCCUUCCCCCGCCGAUAUUGUGCCACAGUCCAGCAGGCAGCCAAAGGGAAGGAGGCGGGAGCAUUAUUGAGUACAAGGUCAAACGGUCGCCGGAGAGCUCACCACAGAUCAACGGGCAGGUGUGGAUGGUCUCUCAACUCCCCUGUUUUCAUCUUCUGGGUCUUAUAGUGGAGCUGAGAUUAUUGGAUACCCAGAGAAGAUUUUACCCACAUCUCCAUCCGAGUGUGUAGAACUGCCUGAUCACAGUCCACCUAUUUGCAUUCCAAUUCUCAGUUUAGGUGUCGGAGGCUGAUCCCCUCCUCAUCUUUUAUGUGGUAGAAUUAGAAAUAAAUUCUUUGAUCUAAAUGCUUAAUCCGAAACCCUAAAAUCUCUUGUUUCCAAAACCCUGAACGUUGAACCUCGAGUCUUAAACCCUAGACCUAAAAACCCAUGCCCUAAAUCCUAAAUCCUAAACCCCAAAGCCCAAUCCAACUCACUUUGGGCUAUAGCAUGUUUGUUCCAGAUAGAACCAAUUAAAACCCACAGGCCAUUGGCUGAGACCCGUAGGUUUUACAUACCUAAAUGGACAUGAAAUUGAGAGAUCUUUGGCCUCUUCUAGUCGUUUAAGGCCUGCAGAGUGCAGUUUUAUUGGAAUUUCUGUGUUGGAUCCCAUUACUGACGUCCGAGAAUCUCCUUCUUGUGACCUGACAGAGGUGCCCUGUUUGCCUCUGCAAUGUCAAGGAUCUCGCCUUUGGAUGCGGUCACCAGGUCAAACCCUCUCUGACUUCCCCGUUGGUGGGUUUCUUUAUAGCGUGAGGUGGCUUGCUGACUCUUUGUGUUUGCAUUGCAGACUUGUUACGAUUGCGGGGGAGUCUUGCAGUUUUGCCCGAUUUGCAGGAGUUCCAUAACCAUAAAGAUUAGGCUUUACUGA